Arvicanthis niloticus (Nile rat) is the source of this 906-nucleotide messenger RNA. The record is from RefSeq and is a predicted model, not a curated record. NCBI's taxonomy places the organism in Eukaryota, Metazoa, Chordata, Mammalia, Rodentia, Muridae.
AUGGAACAAACAAACAAGACUGCGGUGUCUGAGUUUAUUUUUCAGGGACUCUGUGCUUCAGAGGAACUACAGAUCUUCCUCCUACUGCCAUUUUCCAUCCUCUACCUGAUGACUGUGGUAGGCAACCUCUUUGUUGAUAUUGAUCAUCAUCUCCAUUCUCCCAUGUACUUUCUGUUAGCUAAUCUCUCAUUUAUUGACUUUUGCCUUUCCUCAGUAACCACCCCAAAACUGAUAACUGACCUUCUAAAAGACAAUAAAACCAUUUCCUUUGGGGGCUGCAUGAGCCAGAUCCUCUGUGUGCACUUCUUUGGAGGAGGUGAGAUGGUACUUCUUGUAACAAUGGCCUAUGACAGAUAUGUGGCCAUCUGCAGGCCACUCCACUACAGCAGCAUCAUGGACAGACAGAAAUGUAUCUGGCUUGUUCUGAUAUCAUGGAUCAUUGGCUUUAUACAUGCCAUGAGUCAACUGAUCCUGAUUUUGGAACUACCUUUCUGUGGACCUAGAGUGAUAGACAGCUUUUUCUGUGAUAUUCCUUUGGUGAUGAAAUUAGCCUGCAUGAAUACUGAUACUCUGGGAAUAGUGAUAAAUGCUGACAGUGGUGUCUUAGCAACAUCUUGUUUCAUUCUUUUGCUAAUUUCUUACACUUAUAUUUUACUAACUGUUCAGCUUCACUCUAAAGAUGGCUCAUCAAAGGCACUAUCUACCUGUACUUCCCAUGUUAUAGUGGUUGUGCUGUUCUUUGGACCCUGCAUUUUCAUCUAUCUGUGGCCAGUCAGCAUCACUUGGGUGGACAAGUUCCUAGCUGUGUUUUAUACAGUCAUCACACCUCUCCUGAAUCCAGCUAUCUAUACACUGAGAAAUAAAGAUAUUAAGAAUUCUAUAAAGAAGCUGAAAAAUCACAUGUGA